Molecule: messenger RNA, 799 nt
Organism: Aspergillus neoniger CBS 115656
Lineage: Eukaryota; Fungi; Ascomycota; Eurotiomycetes; Eurotiales; Aspergillaceae
Product: ankyrin
Exons: 3
Coding region: 119-799 (226 amino acids)
Molecular function (GO): protein binding; fatty-acyl-CoA binding
Source: RefSeq, a predicted model, not a curated record
CGAAAGACAGCAGCAUAGACGCUUGACGAUUCACGCAUAUCGCUGAAGACACUAAAACACAAGAUACCCCAACCCCAACCAAAACCACAACCCACACAACCAAAUCCAUCCAUCCAAAAUGGUCACCCUAACCCCCGACACAAUCGACGACCUAAUCUACUCCGCGCGCGCCGGCGAACUCCAAGACCUGCAAACGGACCUAAACACCCUCGCAGCCCAAACGUCCACUUCCCCGGCACACAUCAUCGCCGCAGCAAUCGACACGGCGCCCCAGGAAGAAGGUGGAAGUGGAUCGAGUCUGUUGCAUUACCCUGCUGCGAACGGGAACCUAGAAAUCCUAACCUAUCUCCUCACCACCCUAACCACCCUCCCCAGCCGUCCAGAAAUUACCAAAGUCCUCAACCACCGGAACUACUCAGGAAACACGCCUUUGCACUGGGCGGCGCUGAACACGCAUCUGGAGUGCGUGAAGGCGCUGGUAGAGGCGGGUGCGGAUGUCGGGGUGAAGAAUGAUGCGGGACUGGAUGCGGUGUUUUUGGCGGAGCGGGCGGAUUGGAAGACUCAGGAGGAGGGAGGGGCUGAGGAUGAUAAUGGGGAUGAGGAGGUGGAGGUGGAGAUUGGUGGUGAGGGUGGAGAGCAGAAACAGGAUGCUGGGGAGAUGACGAGGGGGAGACAGGUUGUUGAGUGGUUGUUGAGUUCGGAGAAGGCGGCGGAGUCGUUGGAGAAGGCUGCUAGUAAGGAGAAGGAUGAGAACAAGGGUGGGGAGAAGGAGGGGGAGAAGAUGGAUACGACGAAUUAA